AUGUCCACCAACACCUCAUCCUCCCUCGCGGGCGGCCAGGUCUCGGGCCAUGUCGGCUGGGUGCCGCCGCCACGAGGGCGCGGCACAAUCAACAUCAUCUGGAGUUGCCUCACGGUGCUUCUCAUCUGCUCCUACAAAUGCCUGCACCUCAACAUCCCGCACGAGGACGAGCUCGAAGCCGGCUGGCAUAAGUUGUGGGGGGCGAUUCCCUACUGGCCCGAGAGGCCGGCUCUCCGCCGGCUCCUCCGCAAGGUCAAAUGGAUGGCCAUCAUCAUCAUCGCGCCGGAAUUCGUCGCCGGGGUUGCGGCCUUCGAGCUCCAACAGGCACGCAAGGAUUUGGCCGACGCCAAAAAGCUAGCACCGGAUUUCGCCAAAUGGUCGCGUGAGAGGGACGAGCUACGUAGGUGCGGGGAGUGCUGGCAUAACCCUCCCGAUUCACAGCCUAGGAAUAGCGAGCUCACCCUAAGUCACGCAUUUUAUGCCCGCAUGGGGGGCUUCGUGCAUGUUACGCUUGACAAUGACGAGAGCGGCGGGCCCCGGAUGAAGAGAGCGAGGUUGGAAAGCGUCGAAUCGUACUGCCGAUUCCUCAACCAAUGCGCCAGCGAGAAACGCGCCGUCCACCUCAAGAGCGAGUCGGACAUCCAGGGCCUCGUAAAGUCGGACCACCUAACCAAAGUGGUUGCCAUCGCCCAGGCCCUCUACCUCGUCCUCGACUGCAUCGCCCGCACGAACCAGGGCCUGCCCAUCUCCCCGCUCGAGCUGUCUACCGCGGCCUACGUCCUGGCCGCCGCGGCCAUGUACGGCUUCUGGUGGCACAAGCCACAGGACGUUGCGCACGUCACCCAGCUCUGCGGGGGCCCCGAGCCAUCGGGCACGAGCUGUUACAAACGAGCCGAGCUAAUAGUCGGUGAUCAUGCCUUCAGUAUCGUAUUUGGAAUCACAUCACACCUGGCCCCUUACGUCUUCCACCUCAUCGCAGCCACUUUCGGGGGUGUUCAUGUGAUCGCUUGGCGCUGGGAUUUUGGGUCGGACCUCGUCAAGACUAUGUGGAGGGUAUGCGCCGUGGCGACCUCGGCGACCCCCAUUUUUAUCUUGUGUAUCAUUUUGGGCAUCAGUCGUUGGCACGUCGACAUUCUGGACCUUAGCUGGAUUACCUGGAUUAAGAGUGUGGCGCAAGCGUGUUGGAUAGGGACUACAGUAGGGUUGAGCGUUUGCUACGUCUUCGCGCGGGCAAUCAUCAUUUUCCUUUCCUUUUACACGCUGUUUUCAAUGCCUGUAGGAGCUUACCAGACCGUGGCUUGGACGGAUUAUCUACCUUUUAUAUCCUAG
Molecule: messenger RNA, 1329 nt
Organism: Gaeumannomyces tritici R3-111a-1
Lineage: Eukaryota; Fungi; Ascomycota; Sordariomycetes; Magnaporthales; Magnaporthaceae
Exons: 2
Coding region: 1-1329 (442 amino acids)
Source: RefSeq, a predicted model, not a curated record